AUGAAUCCAACUAGUGUGGACACAACUAAGGAGACCAUUGGGACCUCACUGGUUCUAGUCAUCAAUAUCCUGAGUAAAGGUCUUUCAGUCAUGUUGUGCAACGCAAAAUGUCUGCGAGGUCUCCUCAUUUUCACAAAUUUCAUUAUUUUUAUUGCUGGUGGUGUCGUUUCGGGUAUUGGAAUGUUUCUUUUGAUAAAAUCUAAUGAAUUAAGACCUACGAACGCAGCCUAUGCUAUUCCCAUUUUCAUCACAGUUUUGGGAUUUGUGGCUCUUGUGUUUGGAUUCUUGGGCUUCCUUGGAGCAAUCAAACUCAACAAAUGCCUACUGAUGAUGUUCAUUAUUGUAGUAGGAAUAACAAUUGCUCUUGAAUUCACUGGUGGAAUAUUACUUAUUGUCUACAAUGAGAAGGUGAAGUCAUCUCUGUAUGACCUCUUUGUCCAAACCAUUAGAGAAGUUGAAAGAAACGAAAAUAGAGAAAAGGAAGAAGUACUCAAAACACUGCAGAAUAAAUUUAAAUGUUGUGGAGCUAAUGGACCUAAUGAUUGGAUGGAACCUCAGAAACGAUGUUGUAAGGCGGGAGAGGCCAAUUGUGUGGGAUAUCCUACACAGGGUUGCAUUGAAGCUGUGUCGAAUGCACUAAAGAGAAGCUUAAUUAUCCUGGGAGUAGCUAUUUUGAUUAUAGCAUUCACAGAGAUAGGAGCUCUAGUGGUUGCUAUUCGCGCAAUCAACACAAAAUCUUAA
This is a messenger RNA of Rodentolepis nana, 741 nucleotides long. Lineage: Eukaryota; Metazoa; Platyhelminthes; Cestoda; Cyclophyllidea; Hymenolepididae. The record is from the annotation of a GenBank genome assembly.